Messenger RNA from Trichosporon asahii var. asahii CBS 2479, 1269 nucleotides. RefSeq lists its product as uncharacterized. Lineage: Eukaryota; Fungi; Basidiomycota; Tremellomycetes; Trichosporonales; Trichosporonaceae. The record is from RefSeq and is a predicted model, not a curated record. The transcript has a single exon. Bases 1 to 1269 code for a protein of 422 amino acids.
AUGCCGAUCAUUGGGAACGAGCCGGGCAGCAACCGCAAAACCCCCCAAAAGCCCCCACACAGGCCCGCCAAUGGUUUGGCCAACAAGCAAGUCAACAAGCAAGCCAGCAAGCAGGUCAGCAUGCAAGCCGAUAAGCGGGCCCAGAAGAUUUCCAGCAAGAAGCUCAGCGAGUCAACGGGCAAGCAGGCUAGCAAGCCAGCCGACACGCCCAUCAGCACACCCGCUGCUGAGAAUCCCGCCAGUGGCCGCUGUAUCUACUGUAAAACGAUGGAGGAGUUGCGAGCGCUGGUCUGGGCCCCGAUGUCACCAGUAUUAGCGCAGCCCUUGGAGGUGACUGAUCUUCCUACCCCGACGGCCCGUAUGGCUCGCACGCAGAACCCUUUAUUGGCGUUGAGUGAAGACACCGAAACAAAAGUAGAGAGAUGGAGGAGGUUGGUCCCUUCGGCAGCAUCGUCAUCCUUCUCCGCGCCUUCCAUGUGCCCAACGUACUCUACGGUAUUUUCGAUCUCAACUGCAAAGACCUCCUCGCGCGGCUCGUCCGGGUUUGGGUCUUCAUCGUCUGUUUUCCGGUCACCGCCCCUGUCCGUCGCAUCCUUGCCACUUCCCAAACCAGACACUGGCGUCAACGAUCUCCGGCGCGCUGCAUCCGACCCACUACCUAUCAUUUCAAGUUGCAGCGCUUCACCCCGCCUUCACAAACCCUCUGGACUUAAUCACUCUCCAGUGCACGUUCGGGGCUGCACAGACAUCGAUGUUGUGACAGCUCUGGGUGACUUCUACCAGGAUAUCGACAUAGCCUACCGCAUCCCACCUGAAAAGACUGCCAAGAAACGCUCCAUAGAGCGCUGCAAGCAGGCGAUACUGGAAGCCGACUGCGAUAUCAUGUUUGCCCACCGGAGAAGGUCGGCGGCCGCGGCGAAGUUGCAGCGCCUAGGGGUGCCGACGAUCCUCUACCCACGGAGCCGGGGGUGGCUGCGGGUCAAGAUGGGGGAAGAGAGAACCGCCUUCCUAUUACGGGAGCAGAUGGACGAGAUGGGGCUGUCGCCGCUGGAGGACUACCCUGAUGAUUGCAAGGCGACCAUCUUGCGGAUAAUGAGGAUGCGAAUGGCCCUGAGGUCCGAGUUCCAGUUCGACAGUAGAGGCUUCAUCGACAGGCGGGGGAGAUAUACGCCGUUCGACCCGUCGCCUAGAGAAAUGCUCGCUUUCUCGUGGGAUUGGGUGGAGGAAUUCUGGGAAGACUCGCUUUGGAGGGCACCGUGGUUGGGAUAG